AAUUGUGAACGCGAAAAUUAAAUUGAAGAGUUUAGGUAUCUUUAUCAAGGUAUGAGUUUUGUUGGACGGAAGGCUCUUGUCACGGGAGCAUCCAGAGGAUUAGGUAAGGCUAUUUCGCAUAAAUUGGCAUCUCAGGGGUGUUCUGUAUUAUUGGUUUCUCGAAAUGAGGAUUUGCUCAGACAGCAAGUCAAGGAUUUACCCCAGUUGAGUACAUCUCAAAAGCAUGACUUUGUAUCUCUCGACUUGAAUGAUUUGAUAAUAUCGCCAGACAAGAAAAAGCAUCUAUCGCUGUAUUUAGGAGAUGUUUCUAUCCUUGUGAAUUGUGCAGGAGUCACCAAUCAUUCAUUGUUGUAUAGAUUAGAAGAUUCCGAAAUAAUUUCAACCAUUAAUUUGAAUUUAAUUGCUCCAAUACUUCUAAGUAAAUUACUAUAUAAACCAAUGCUAAAGCUUUCAAAAGAAAGUAUAAACAAGUCACAACCUAUAUCACAAAUAUUGAAUAUUUCUUCAAUAUUAUCUUUGACGGAGACUAACGUGCCCGGCACUUCGGUUUACUCCGCUAGUAAAGCAGGAAUUCUAGGGUUCACAAAAUCAUUAUCGGCUGAGUUUAAAGGCAAAGUGAGAGUUAAUUCCAUCUUACCUGGAUUAAUUAGAGAUACAGAUAUGGGUGCUGGAGCCAGUUCUAGUUUAUCAGAUAAAUCUAUUAGUCUAGAUCAUGUGGUUCUGAAGUCAAUGGAUAUAUUACUUGAUGAUUCAGUCAAUGGUCAAUGCAUAAUUUGUGAUAAUGAACCUACAAAAAAAUUUGAAUUUACGUCAUGAUGUAAAUAGUAUAAAUAAUGUAUAUAAUGUUUAAAUUUAUUCUAUUCAAUAUCCUCAAA
This is a messenger RNA of Scheffersomyces amazonensis, 875 nucleotides long. RefSeq names its product 3-oxoacyl-[acyl-carrier-protein] reductase (NADPH). The transcript has a single exon. The record is from RefSeq and is a predicted model, not a curated record. Gene Ontology annotation, molecular function: oxidoreductase activity, acting on the CH-OH group of donors, NAD or NADP as acceptor. NCBI's taxonomy places the organism in Eukaryota, Fungi, Ascomycota, Pichiomycetes, Serinales, Debaryomycetaceae. The coding region runs from base 52 to 816 and encodes 254 amino acids.